This is a messenger RNA of Dunckerocampus dactyliophorus (ringed pipefish), 4089 nucleotides long. It is a transcript of the gene chka, whose product is annotated as choline kinase alpha. The record is from RefSeq and is a predicted model, not a curated record. Gene Ontology annotation, molecular function: choline kinase activity; ethanolamine kinase activity. Gene Ontology annotation, biological process: CDP-choline pathway; phosphatidylethanolamine biosynthetic process. The coding region runs from base 168 to 1424 and encodes 418 amino acids. The transcript has 12 exons. NCBI's taxonomy places the organism in Eukaryota, Metazoa, Chordata, Actinopteri, Syngnathiformes, Syngnathidae. Gene Ontology annotation, cellular component: cytoplasm.
AACAGUUUAAUUCAUUCCCAAUCAGGCUCCUUCAUCAAGCUGUCAGCAUUUCUGCUUCAUUUACAAGCCAUUGCAGACGUACUGCUUAGCAAUAAAUCAUCACAUCUCUUGAGGAGAAGUAUAGUUUAUCGUUCAUCCAAGAAUUUUGUCCCUUAAAAAAGGCUAAAAUGAAAACCAAGUUUAUAAACGGGGUUUCUUCUUCGCCCUCCAUGUCGCUGGGCCUGCUGGUGACCGACAACGUCCUUCAGGUCCAGCCCAACACCCAGGAGGUCUGGAAGGACCUGACCCGCUCCGACAGCCCCGACCAGGACACACGGAGGAUGGCUUACCGCUGGUGUAAGGAGUUCCUCAAUGGAUUCUGGAGAAGCCUGGCAGAGGACGACUUCAAAAUCACCAUCAUCAGGGGUGGGCUGAGCAACAAGCUCUUCCUCUGCAGCCUCCCAGACGGCGUGGACACGGUCGGGGACGAGCCAAGGAGCGUCCUGUUGCGCCUCUACGGAGCCAUCCUACAGAUGUCCUGUAAUAAAGGGGAAUCCCAACAGUCAAACAAUGACCAUCACGUUCAAGGGGCAGAGGCCAUGGUGCUGGAGAGUGUGAUGUUUGCCAUCCUGGCAGAGAGGGAACUGGGACCUAAGCUCUACGGUAUUUUUCCUCAGGGACGACUGGAGCAAUACGUGCCGAGUCGUAAGCUGGACACCUGGGAACUGAGUGAAGCCAACAUUUCAGCAGAGGUUGCGGACAAAAUGGCCAAGUUUCAUGGAAUGAGGAUGCCCUUCAACAAGGAGCCCACGUGGUUGUUUGGAACCAUGGACAAGUACCUGAGCCAAGUACUGAGGCUCACCUUCACUCGAGAGUCUCAGCUGCGUCGCUUCAACAGCCUGCUGAGCUGCGACCUGCUGCAUGAGAUGGACUGGCUCAAGUCUCUGCUGGAGUGCACCAGAUCUCCGGUGGUGUUUUGCCACAAUGACUGCCAAGAAGGAAACAUCUUGCUGCUGAACUGCCGCCACGAGUCGGACAAACAGAAGCUGAUGCUCAUCGACUUUGAGUACAGCAGCUACAACUACAGGGGAUUUGAUCUUGGCAACCAUUUUUGUGAGUGGAUGUAUGACUACAACUGUGACCAGUUUCCUUUUUUCAAAGUGAACCCUCAGGCGUAUCCUUCCAAGGCUCAACAGCUCCACUUCAUUGAACACUACUUACGUGCGUCUGAUGGAGACUUUGACAACCUGAGUGUGGAGGACCAACUGAAGAUGAAGGAGGAGCUGUACGUGGAGGUCAACAGGUUCUCUCUUGCAUCCCACUUCUUUUGGGGCCUGUGGUCCAUCAUCCAGGCCCGCCUCUCCACCAUCAAGUUUGGAUAUCUGGAGUACGCCCUGGCCAGGUUUGACGCCUACUUCCAGCACAAGAAGAUGUGGGCUGUCUAACCACGGAGACGAUGAAAGAUUCCACGCUGAAUGACGCUCUGCAAUGAGAGCGUUUGCCGGCUAUAUGCUCGCUGCUGGUGCUGGUGGCGUGCGUGCUACACUCUACUCUACUCUACUCUACUCUACUCUAAUGUACUUUACUGUACUGUACUGUACAUUGUCACGCAGCUUCUGUAUUCCUCCGUUCCAAUCACGGAUAGAUAAGAGUAGGCUGUGUGACCUGCAGGGAGACCAGCCAUUAACAUUGCAUCAGGAAUAUAUGCAGUAUGUCCACAUACCAUACAUAUACUAUACAUAUACUGUACAUAUACCAUACAUAUACUAUACAUAUACUGUACAUAUACUGUACAUAUACUGUACACCUUGCUCUAUGCUGAUGGCCAUCUCACAUUUCUAUACACGUUUUACCUUGACAUUAUUUGCUGUCCACACCACUAUCUCCUAGUCUUAAUCUUAUUCUUAGUCUUUCCAAGUACGUCCGUAUCGGCACAGGCAGCUACACUACCUGUACGUCCAGGCUCGAUCAUCAAAGUGAAAAGAGUCAUUCAUGACUUGUCGUCACUGUGACUUCCUCCACCAAGCACAUUCUAGAAAUAUCUUUUCAGAAACACGGCAGCAGCAAACAUGGACAUUUGACAAGAAUACAUUUUACCAACAAUUUCAACUUUAAACUUCCUUGUCAUAAUUAUUUACAUCAUCCACCCCUUUUCAAUGUCGCUUCUCAUUAGGGUCGCACGGGUAUGCUGGAGCCUUCACAGGUAUGCUGACGUUGGGUGAGAGGCGGGGUACACCCUGGACUGGUGUCCAGCCAAUGGCAGGGCACAUAUAAACAACCAAUCACAUUCAUACCUAUGGACCAUUUAGAGUCUCCAAUGAAGCUAACAUGUAUGUUUUUGGAAUGUGGGAGGAAACCGGAGUACCCAGAAAACCCCCCCACACACGGGGAGAACAUGCAAACUCCACACAGAAAUGCCCAAGGGAGAAUCCAACCCAGGUCUUCCCAUCUCCAGGCUGUUCCUGUGUUGGCUAACAUGCUAACCACAUGCACAUCAUAUUUUCACCUAAUUCUGGUCUUCCAGACCCUAAUUUUCCAAAAAUGUUGUUGCAGUUUCUUGGAAUGUUUCAACUUUUUUUUUUUGUUCCAACUUUUUUCUCGACAUUUUGAUGUGAUUCUUGUGAAAUUACUGCAGAUUUUGUCCAUGUUUGCUGUUUUUUUUUGUUUUGUUUUAAGUUUUCUUGUUAAAUAGUAUGGUAUGGGGGCCAAUAAAAAAGGGGGGCCCCCACUUGAUGUAGUAUUAUAGCAUGUUCUAAUUCAGGGCUCCCCGGCCUGCGUGGGGGCCAACUGGUCCCUGGUCAGGUCAAUUCAUCUGUGUGGGACUCAAAUGAAAUGUAACAGGAGGCUCUUGAGCUUGCUUAAAGGAAGUUGCUCUUCAUUUGGGCAGGCAGUAGCCAAAAGGGAAGGCGGGGGUGCUGAGUUUGAGUUCCCUUUUCUUCUCAUAAGCACGCAUUGCACAUAAGCUAAGGCUGCAUGGUGAUGUUAAAAAAUAAUAAUUUAAAGGCACUUUGGCGGUACCACUGGAGGUGCAGCUAAUGUGGCUCACACAAGUACACCAUAUUUGAGUACCAUCUUGUGGUUCAAGUGUGAAUUACACCUCAUGUCAAUAAUGAGUGGGAAAAAAAUGGUCUCCAAAAAUGUUGCCGAUAAUAUCGCUUAUUGGCGAUAAUUUGUAGCACUUAAGGACCAGCAAUAUUUGUGGUGACAGGCCUUGUAUGUACAGCAUGCAGGCACACAGCAGCAGCCAGUAUUCAUGCUGAGCGUCAUGUGACAAAGCCCUAAAAAUGUGAUCUGCUAGAUCGCUACAACUUGGCAUAGGCACAAUUACCUCAUCUUUUCCUCUGAGUGCUUUGUUUGGCGUCAUGUUCACACAAUGGAGGGAAGCCACACCAGUUUGUGUGACGCUGGAACCAUCCGGAAGUGUUGGGAUGUCCGGUGGAGCAUCUCAAAGCUUCUACUUGAGUGUUUUUUUUUCCACAUUAUGUAGCGUCUAUUCGACAGUGUCUCUGUUUAUGUGUUGAGUUUGCAUCCUAGUCUGUGUUCUUCAUUCUUUUUCAUUGUGUUUAUUGGUACAUUUGGUGCAACUGGGCAUUUUUGUAUUUCAAUGAUUCUCCUCUGGGGUGUCCAAACAUUUUCCACCAGAAAUAUGAACGCUUUUCCUGAUAUCCUGACAUGACAUCAAUAUUUUAUACAGUACAUUUUUUUCCCCCAUUUUUUUUUUGGACACAAUCAGUCAACUUUUUAUGUUUUGUAAUCUACAGUUGUUUUUUUGUGAUAAGUCAAAACAAAUCUAAUAAUGGACUACUUAAAAAAAAAGUUUUGUAACCUAAAUUUAAUCAAAUAAAUCAUAAAUUCCUAGUUAAUGUGAUUUUUUUGUGAGGUGGGGGUUACUCAAAUUAAUUUAAAAGUGAUAUAAAAACUUUUAUUUUUUGCAUUAGUCAAUUUUCUUUUAAAGUGCAAAAAAAAAAAACAUUUUCCACCAGAAAUUGUUUUGCUAUGACGUCAAUAUUUUGUACUUUAUUUUUUUUUUGACACAAUCAAAUAUAUGAAUGAAGUUUUUUUUUUAUGUUUUGCUAUCUACAAUUUAAUAAAUAAUAAAUUCCUGGCUAA